CUCACUGCCAAUGGUUUCAGCUGUGAACAAGAGGGAGGAAGAUGUCUCCCCACUAAAAGCUGUGUUCGACGCUUUAGACCAAGAUGGAGAUGGCUUCGUCCGCAUCGAGGAGUUUAUGGAGUUUGCUGCCGCCUAUGGAGCUGAUCAGGUAAAGGAUCUGACUAAGUUUUUGGACCCCAGUGGCCUCGGAGUGAUCAGCUUUGAAGACUUCCACCGUGGAAUCACUGCUAUUAGCAAUGGAGGUCCAGAGCCGCAGCUCUACAAUGUAAAUUACAGUCCAGGGGAUGGAGCUGUGGGCUGUCCAGAGGAAUACGAUGAGCAAAAUGAGGUGACGGACAGCGCGUACCUGGGCUCGGAGAGCACUUACAGCGAGUGCGAGACCUUCACCGAUGAGGACACAGGAGCCCUCGUACCCCCUGAGAUGCAUGAAGAUGUGGAGACAGACAGCGGAAUUGAGGCAACGCUGCACGACCCCGAAGAUGGAGGAAAUAGGUUUUCCUUGAACUCAGAGCACCAUAACCACUCCCUGGUGACGGUCAUCGGUGGAGAGGAGGAGCACUUUGAAGAUUUCGGGGAGAGUAAUACAUCAGAGCUGCUACUGGAGAGCAGCGUGGAGGGAACGUGUGGGGAAUGUGACUCUCCUCUCACACAACCCCCGGAGCAGGUCAAUGGCUCCUCGCUCCUCUCUCCCAGCGCAGGCAAGAGGCUGUCCAGCAAGAAAGUAGCAAGACAUCUCCUCCAGAACAGCUCAAUGACUCUGGACACAAUGAGCGACCUGACGCGGGACAUCCUGGAGCUCGCUGACAACGACAUCACAGAUAAGGUGCUCCUCCUUGAGCGUCGAGUGGCGGAGCUGGAGAAGGAAUCGGAGGCAUCGGGAGAGCAGCACGCACGGCUGCGCCAGGAAAACCUUCAGCUGGUACACCGGGCCAACGCCUUCGAGGAGCAACUGAAGGAGCAGGAGCUGCAGGCGGACGAGCAACUACAGCAGGACACCCGUCGUCACAAGGAGGCACUGAACAAGCUGGAAAGGGAGAGGGGGCUGGAGCUUGAAAACCUACAGUCUAGACUGCAGCAGCUGGAUGAGGAGAACAGUGAGCUGAGGUCUUGUGUUCCCUGCUUACGAGCCAACAUCGAGAGAUUAGAGGAGGAGAAGAGGAAACUGCAGGAUGAGACAGAAGUCAUGACCGACAGGUUGACAGAGGAGACGGAGACUCGCAGGAAGAUGGGUGAUAAGCUGAGCCAUGAGCGCCACCAGGGCCAAAAAGAGAAGGAGUGUACGCAAGAGCUUAUUGAAGACUUGCGCAAACAGCUUGAGCACCUACAGUUAUACAAGUUGGAGGCUGAAGCAAAGAGAGGCCGUUCACCUGGAGCAGGGCUGCAGGAAUAUCAGACACGCACCCGUGAAGCAGAACUGGAGCAAGAGAUCAAACGGCUCAAACAGGACAACCGCAGCCUGAAGGAGCAGAAUGACGAGUUGAACGGACAGAUCAUCAACCUGAGCAUCCAGGGAGCAAAGAACCUGAUGUCGGCUUCCUUUUCCGACUCCCUGGCAGCUGAGAUCAACUCUGUGUCUCGUGGUGAGUUGAUGGAGGCCAUCCACAAACAGGAGGAGAUCAACUACAGACUCCAGGACUACAUUGACAAAAUCAUCGUGGCCAUCAUGGAGUCCAACCCCUCCAUUCUGGAGUAUCGCGAAAAGAUGCAAGGAGAGACGGAGGACUGAUGCUGUGCUCACGGGUACUGUGCAGCCAUCUGUCAACACUUUGAGGAACAUACCUUUCCGACUCGGAAACCGGACUUUCGUGUCGGAUUAACCUACUGCACCAGACGUCUUGACGGAUUUAUAGUGGAAAGGUAGUCGUCCUGUUUUUUGUCCAAACAGCUUGGCAUUCUGCACCAACACAACAACAAAAAAACAAAAAAACAAUGCGCUCAAGAGAAUUCCUAUUUUUCACCCUGCUCACCUGUUUAAGUCGAUCUCACUGCUCUUCUUCACCUGCCACCCCAUGGAAAAUGGCCUUGGAUGUAAAUGACUUGUACAUGUAAAGUUUUUUCUACACUCAUUCUAGAUUCUAGGUAUUUUUAUAGUCCGAGGGGGAGAAAAAAAAAAAAGAGAGAGAACGUUUCUUUUUCUCGUCUUAUGCUGAGAAACAGCUGCCUGUAUUCUUCUCUAGCAUGUAGCGUGUACAGUAUUUGUUGGAUUUUUUUUUUUUUUUCUUUUUCGUUUCAAAUCAAACGCAGAUAUAUUUAUUCAUCGUUUGACACGAUGACUCAGCAGAACAGAUCGCUGAGCAUGUUUAUGAAUUCACAAGGGGAAGACGAAUUCACAGUCUUGAGGAGGGAGAAUUUUCUUGAAAUGAGAGAAAUGUUUUAAAGCAAAAGUCGCGUUGUCUGUGGAUGAGUCGCCAUCGAGGUGCAGAAGCUCGAAUGUCACCUUGCUCAGAGUGGUCGCCUGUCGAGGUCACUGCGGUCUUCCAUUAUGUUGACGUUGCUGUGACCUCUUCAGAGUUGUAAUUUUAGAUAUACUGUACGGCAGAGUCUGCAGUUUCUGCUGUUGUCUUCCCAGAUCAGAUGGAGUCAGGUACUGCAUGGAAACACUGAUUUUUAUUGUAUAUCUCUGAUUCAUACUUAUGUUUUUGACUGACAAAUAUCAUAUGCUAUAACAUCCAUCAUGCCACCACCUUAGAGCUCAUUUUCAGGCUUUCUGAGUUCAGCUUCCUGCCUUUAAGUGUGACUGGAAGCCCCCCACCCCCCCCACCCUUAUAGCAACGUUAUGCAUCACAGAGAGGAAACCCUGUGACACCUGAACACAGCAAGCUCGACUACACUCAACUCUCUCCCUGCUUCACAUUUUUUAUGUCUGGUUCUGACAGACGGUUAGAGGAUUUAACUUGACAGGCAACAGAAACUAGACAACAGGUGAGACCACAGAGCCGACAAAACAUUCCCUUUUAGCACAGCUGAAGGCGAUCGCACUUUAACCAGACCCAGUUUCUCCAUUUUUAACUUUUCAAAACGACCAAAGACAGAUGUUUGAGCUUCAACUAAUCAUAUAUCAGGGUCCACAACACUUCUGUUUUUUGGGGGGUUUUAUUUAGUUUUUUUUUCCCUGAGCUAAUUCAUCCUAAAUCAAAAGACUCGGUUUUGUCCUGAAAGAAAACGAAAAACUGGCCUGCUAGUCUAAACACUGUGCCUCUGUGUCUCAAACUUUGCCUCUAAACUAACCUGAUGAUGAGCCCUUGGGAAAAGCACUGACCACAUGACUGUCAGUUUGUUAAAUUAUAACAAUGAAACCUAAAACUGUAAAUAUAAAUUGUCAUUUUUUUUGUGAUUUUUCUUUUUCUCUCUCACGCUCACUUCCAGUGUCCAAAGAAAGUUUGCUCAAGGCACGAACAUCACUACCGGUGUAGUGCAUGGCUUGCCAUUAUGUGACAUGGGAAGAUAAAAAGAGAAUAUUGUAGAAAACAGAAAUUGUAAAACUUAAAUUUAUGCCUAUUUUCAAAGAUAAAUGUAUAAAUUAUAACAGUAUUGGUUACAGCUGUAUAUUAUUUUUGAAGAUCCCCACAUGAUCUUAUCCUAAUUGUUACUGGGGAAAUAUAAUUUCAGUCAUUGUAAAAAGAGAAAAUAUAAAGGUAAGCAGUGAGAUUAGGAAAA
Molecule: messenger RNA, 3657 nt
Organism: Scomber japonicus (chub mackerel)
Lineage: Eukaryota; Metazoa; Chordata; Actinopteri; Scombriformes; Scombridae
Gene: rab11fip3
Product: RAB11 family interacting protein 3 (class II)
Exons: 14
Coding region: 11-1726 (571 amino acids)
Biological process (GO): regulation of cytokinesis; endocytic recycling
Cellular component (GO): midbody; endocytic vesicle; recycling endosome membrane
Molecular function (GO): calcium ion binding
Source: RefSeq, a predicted model, not a curated record